Messenger RNA from Camellia sinensis, 2610 nucleotides. The record is from RefSeq and is a predicted model, not a curated record. NCBI's taxonomy places the organism in Eukaryota, Viridiplantae, Streptophyta, Magnoliopsida, Ericales, Theaceae.
AUGUUACUUAAGCUUUUGAAUGAGGCUUUUCCUAUAGGCACAAAACUUCCAAGUUCAUAUUAUCAAGCUCGGAAGGUUACUACAGAUUUGGGUUUCACGUAUGAGACUUUUGAUGCUUGCCCCAAUAGUUGUAUGUUGUUCAGAAAAGAGGAUACAAAGCUUGAUAAAUGUGUUAUAUGCAGUAGUUCUAGAUGGAAACAAAAUGGUGGUGUUGGAAAUGAUGCAAGGGAAUCUGGUAAACGGGUAGCAGCAAAACAGAUGAGGUAUUUCCCUUUGAAGCCAAGGUUGCAGAGAUUGUUUAUGUCAUCGAAAACGGCAAAGCUCAUGAGAUGGCAUGCGGAAGAACGAGUUGAUGAUGGUGUGUUAAGGCAUCCUGCUGACUCCCUCGCAUGGAAGGACUUUGAUCGGCGAAACACUUGUUUUGCUAGUAAUAGUCGUAAUGUACGUCUUGGGUUAGCUACAGAUGGAUUCAACCCAUUUAGAUCAAUGAACAUAGUUCAUAGCACUUGGCCAAUUGUGUUGAUUCCGUAUAAUUUACCACCAUGGAUGUGCAUGAAACAACCAAAUCUGAUUUUGUCUGUGCUGAUUGAUGGGCCAAAAGGACCUGGCGAUAAGAUCGAUGUGUAUGUGCAACCAUUGAUUGAAGAGUUGAAGGAAUUAUGGGAUGAAGGUGAACAAACAUUUGAUGCAUCAACCAAUGAAAUGUUUCAAUUGCAUGCAGCUUUGUUAUGGACAAUCAGUGACUUUCCUGCCUAUGCCAACUUAUCAGGAUGGAGUACGAAAGGUGAAUAUGCUUGUCCUCGCUGCAAUGUGAAAACUCAAUCAUAUUGGUUGAAGCAUGGUAGGAAGUAUUCAUACAUGAGUCAUCGUCGUUUCUUACCAGUUAAUCAUAAAUUUCGAAAGGAUAAAGUAUCAUUUGAUGGUAGUCGAGAAUGGAGACUAAAACCUCAAAUUUUAUCUGGAUCUGAGACGUUGCAUCAGUUGGAAUCAGAAGGUGUCCUUAGUCAGUACAAGAGGAAUGACCUGAAGGAAAUGUUCAGGAGACAAGAAGAGAGGGAAAAUAACGGAAGAAAAGGCCAUAAUUGGAAGAAAAAAAGUAUAUUCUAUGAAUUGUCGUAUUGGGAGCACAACUUAAUAAGACACAAUCUCGAUGUGAUGCACAUAGAGAAAAAUGUCUGCGAUAAUAUAUUGUGGACAAUACUAGGAGUUGGAGGAAAAUCCAAAGAUAAUGUGAAUGCUCGACGUGAUUUACAAGAAAUGAAUAUCAGAAAACCAUUGCACUUGCAGUCAAGAGGGUUCAAUAAAGUUUAUGUACCUCCUGCACAAUUCACAAUGAUCAAUGAUGAGAAAGAUAUGUUUCUCAAAGUACUCAAGGAAGUAAGAGUACCAGACGGUUAUGCAUCCAAUAUCUCGCGACAUGUGCGCUUACAAGAUAGAAGUAUUUGGGGUCUUAAGAGCCAUGAUAGUCAUAUUUUGAUGCAACAACUUAUUCCUUUAGCUAUACGGAGGUCCUUGCCUAAGAAUGUGAUUGAACCAUUGAUUGAGUUGAGCACUUUUUUUAGACAAUUGUGCUCCAAAGUGAAUCGUACAAGUGAUUUGGAAUAUAUUCAGGAUCGUAUAGCAAUAACUCUUUGUCAUCUUGAAAAAAAUUUUCCACCAUCUUUCUUUGACAUAAUGGAACACUUGCCUAUACAUCUUGCUGAUGAAGCUUUGAUCGCUGGAGCAAUACAGUUUCGAUGGAUGUACCCGAUUGAAAGGUUUCUUCUUACAUUGAAACAAUAUGUGCGUAAUCGAGCUCAUCCAGAGGGUUUAAUAGCUAAGGGGUAUUUGAUGGAAGAAUGCAUGAACUUUUGUUCUCGCUAUCUCCUUGAUGUGGAAACCAAAUCUAAUCGACCGAGGAGAAACAAUGAAGGUGAUAACAACAUGGGUCGAGCUGUAGGCGAAAGUACAACAUUUUAUCUUAAUGAUAAUGAAUUACAACAGUGUCACCGAUAUGUGUUGUUCAACACAAGUUCAGUUGCACCGUUCAUAAGCAAACACCUUGAAGUCAUUAAGAGCAAAAUGCCACGUGCAAGCGAUCAUCAAAUUCAAUCUGAGCAUUUCGAAACAUUCUACACUUGGUUUAAGGACCAUGUUCAGACCUUGCGAAGGACAAGUAAUAUUACAUUUACUGAAGAAAUCAAUAGAUUAGCAGAUGGUCCUCAUACCUUGGCUAGGUGGUUCAAUGGUUACAUUAUCAAUGGGUUUCAUUUUCGUGUGAAGGUUGUGGAUGAUCAUUGGGUGACUCAAAAUAGUGGUGUAGCUUUAAAGGCUGAUACAAUGAGUUAUGCUAGUCGGAAGGACAAGAGUCCUCGCGUCGGUGCUGUGUACUACUAUGGACAGUUGACUGAUAUUGUCGAAAUCCGGUACACUAACAAUAUGAAAUAUGUGUUGUUUAAGUGUGAUUGGAUUGAUAACACUAGGGGGAAAAUGGAAGACGCUUUCAAAUUCACAUUAGUCAACUUCAAUCGUUUGUUGUACCCAACCGAUCGUGUUAGCAAUGAACCUUUUAUAUUAUCAUCCCAAGCCGAGCAAGUUUGGUAUGUUCCUGAUCCCUUCGAACUAGAUUAG